Messenger RNA from Halichondria panicea, 871 nucleotides. RefSeq lists its product as uncharacterized. Gene Ontology annotation, molecular function: GTPase activity; GTP binding. Bases 72 to 701 code for a protein of 209 amino acids. The record is from RefSeq and is a predicted model, not a curated record. NCBI's taxonomy places the organism in Eukaryota, Metazoa, Porifera, Demospongiae, Suberitida, Halichondriidae. The transcript is spliced from 2 exons.
CUUUCCCCUUAUUUCAAUAAAAACGCUGACUAGUAGAACAGAAGUAAAUAAGAAUUAAUUUUUAACAAGCCAUGUCUUUUGAAGCUACCGGCGAGGGUGUUAACUUCAUGGAGUCUCCUCCGGACAAAGUGGUGCUAGUGGGAGAUGUCGGAGUCGGAAAAACCACACUAUUCAUGCGUUACAGGACUGGAGAGUUUAUUGAGCACACUACGCACAACCCAAGGCUUGGAGAGUACCACAAGAAGUGGAAAAUCGAGGAUGGAGAAGUGUCUCUCACACUCUUCGACACUGCCGGCAUAGAACGUCACAUGAGCACCAUUCCUCCCACCUACUUCCGCUGGUCCAAGGUCCUCAUGCUCGUAUACAGUCUUGAUGAUGCAGACACAUUCAACUCUCUCACCAACUGGGCCGAUAACGCAGUAGGAGCGAGAGCUGGGAGAUCACAGUCAGAUAUAAUUACCGUGCUUGUCGGAAACAAACUUGAUCUCGAAGACGAUAGACAAGUUACAGUUGGGCGAGCAAAACAGUACGCUGAGAAUAACGAUAUUUCAGAGGACAUGAUUUUCGAAAUUUCGGCAAUGGAUGGAACGGGAGUGCAAGACAUGUUUGACAAAAUUGCAGCGAAAGUGAAACCAGUUGGCAGUCAGCAGAAAAUAAAAACUGAAAAACUCUCUAAGUCAAAGGCUGGCUGUUGUGCAUGAUUUUUUGUUCCACAGAAUUGUUCACCUUAUCCAUAUGUGCUCGUUGUGUUGUGCUGUCUUUAAUCGCACCUAAUAUUAGUUCGAAGAGAUUCAUUUAAUAUUUUUGUUUUACUGACAUCUCACACUUUGUCCACCUACCUUUUUGAAACAUGCUUGCUACCUCACUGUAA